This is a messenger RNA of Stylonychia lemnae, 672 nucleotides long. The record is from the annotation of a GenBank genome assembly. Lineage: Eukaryota; Ciliophora; Spirotrichea; Sporadotrichida; Oxytrichidae.
AUGUCCGAUUCAGGUAAGGACCUUAAUAUAUAAUAAAAUGUGGUAAUAACUUCAAUAGAAGACGAUAGAUCAGGUUCAGGAUCCAAUAAAGAUAGUGAUGAGGAAGAGGAAAACUAAUCUAGUUAAGAAGGUAGUGGAAGCGGCUCUGAUGAAGAAGGAAGUAAUGAAGAUGGCUCAGAGGACGAGGAGAAAUCAGGAAAUUCAGAUGAAGAAGAGGAAAAAGAUGAUGAGGAAUAAAAGGUUUAAGAUACCAAAACUUCUAACAAAGAUGAUAAAUCAAAGCAACAUGUUAUUGAUGAUGAUGAAGAGUUUAAAGUGACACUUAAAGAUCAGGCAUUUGACUUUAGAAAACGUUAGAAUAUAUUUGAUAUUUUAAAUGAGAUCAACAACGAUUUAGACCAAUUAACAGUUUAGGUUGACAGUAUAUGCCAGAAAUACGUUCCAAGUUUAAGAUAGAGUACACUUAAAAAGCAGCCAAGUAUGAAUUACUACAAGUCAUAGUCACUUAUUGACAACAGAGAUGAUUUCAUGAAAAAUAAGUAGCAAAAACGAGGAGAUAUAGACAUCAGCAAUGAUUUAGAAUACAGAUCUAUCACGAAGGUCAAGUAAAAUAUCUCAAAGCUCUAAGCAGAAUAACAGACCUAGUUCAGCAAAGCACAACUUCAAAUAUGA